This is a messenger RNA of Harpegnathos saltator (Jerdon's jumping ant), 2214 nucleotides long. RefSeq lists its product as uncharacterized. The transcript has 2 exons. Lineage: Eukaryota; Metazoa; Arthropoda; Insecta; Hymenoptera; Formicidae. The record is from RefSeq and is a predicted model, not a curated record. The coding region runs from base 580 to 1245 and encodes 221 amino acids.
UCGUCGUCGUCGUCGUCGUCGUCGUCGUCGUCGUCGUCGUCGUCGUCGUCGUUGCUGAAGUUGCUGCUAUUGGUGUACACGUUGUUGCACCGUCUGUCCUCCCCCGCAGUCGCAGCCGCGUUGCCACCCUCGUAGUCUCCCGCGUUUCUGGCGUGUCUCCUCCCUGCCCCCAGCUCCUCCCUCUCCUGCCGCUCGUUGUCGGGGGCGCGCGUCUUAACCCCUCCCGGAAGUCGGAUGAGUGGCGUGUACGAGUCCGAGUGAAAGGGACAGCCAGAGAUCAAUCAGUAGUGGCGCGUGUAUGAGUCCGGGCGAUCCGGCGUGCCGGGUUCCCACCCGGCUACGCGGCGGCGCGUCCACGGGCCCUUCGUCGUGGUCACCCUCGGCGCGUUCACAGUGCUCGGUGCCGCGGCCCGGUGAAUUCGCAGUCAGGCCAAAGAGCGAGAAGAGCCGUCGUCGGCCGGCCGAACCGCCAGCUGCCGAAGCUUGUGAGCGGAAGAAGGUGCGCGAGGUCGUCGGCAGGGGUAGUCACAGAGGUCGGAGAGGUGGAGUCAUCGCGGGCGGCGAUCAUCGCGGGUUUGAAUGGGUGGGCCGGGCGCCGGUAGGGUUACCAGGCACGAGCUGAACGCGGUGCCCCAGAGCCACGUCGAUCACGGGGAACGUGUCCUCGUUAUUGGCGAGCCGCCAGCAUCAUCAGGCUGCCGCUGUCACGCUCCGGAGCGAGCAUCCGGCAGUGCCGACCGCCCGUCCGCCCAGCAACUACCACCCUCGCCGCCGCCGCUUACCUCCCUACAUAUCGGCAACAGCAACGGCACCGUCUGCGCCGUCAUCAGCUGCAACAACAACAAUAACAUCAACAACAACAACAACAGCACCGCCAAGCCGAGUGACGGCAAAACUAAGAAAGCGGCCGCCAUGUCUUCUCCGCCGAAACAUCGCCGGGGCUUCGACCCCAACGACCCGGCGGAAUAUCACCGCUAUCGUCGCGUUAAGACGAAGCAGCGAGGCUUUGUAUGUCCCACAUCGUGUGACCUUCGGCGCCGGACACAGACCUCCCCGAGAUCCCCCGACACAUCCACCAGCACAAGGCAUUAUAAAACACACACAAGCUUGCGAUGUUCGAUGUUGGACCGCUUACUGGUUGUAUCCCCGCCGCUACAAUGCGACGAAAGUAUGAGUCACAUGAUAAUAAAAAAAGAUAUAUAUAUAUAUAUAUCAUCCCCGACUAUAUAUAUAAAUAUACAAUGACAUGUGCAAAUGUAUAUCAAUCCAAUGUUCUCCUCUUGGAGCGUAUCUUGCGGCAUUUAGCAUGACAUUGUCAAAUUAAGGAGCGGUGAGAUAUGGACAAUAGAUUCAACGUGUGACACCUUGUGCGAAUAUAUCGUGUAUACAUAUAUGCAUAAAAAAAAUCUGAGCCAAGAUAUGUGUAAUAUAGAUAUGUGAUGCGAUACAUGUAUACACACAUGUAUGUACAUACAACAAAUGGAAAAAAAAAGAAAACAAAAAAGAAAUAACAGAGAUCGUAUAUAAAAUGUAAGGAUAUAUGUACGUACGAAACAAUAUAAGAUCGUCUAACGAGAUCGUAGAGGUAUCACUGAUUAAUAAAUCGUCUCCUUUCGUCCGCAUUGUACCUUGAUCGAUUAGGCGAAGGAGGGGAGAUCCCUGCCGGGUGUACCCUGUAUACGGAUAAAAUGUCAAGAACGAAAUUACCCAGCGGCAAAUCACCUGUGUAAAAUCGCUCCCUGUGUCUUGAUCGGAGCUUGGAAUGCGCUGCCAUGCCGUGGAAUGGAAUGGAGAGGCUUGCACUUGGGCGGAAACAAAAAAAAUCAGAGCCACCAGCUUUCACGCACUGCCGCGUUAUCUCGAUGUCACAGCGCGCGCGGCGAACGGCUCCGUGGAAUGCUUUGUUUGGUGUGUCGACUCCGAGACAGAUUUUGGCUUCUGCUUGGAAGAUAUGUACGAGGAAGCACCCCUGGAAAAUGGAAUGAGCGCCUUCUCACCAACUCCCGCCGGCCUCUCUUUAUUGUUUUAUCUCUCUUUAUUUCUUUCCUUUUACAUUGCUCGUCUCGCGUAAGCAUCCCGCCUCCCUUUAGUGAGUUGUGUUCCGGCUCGCUCGCCAGCGUGCUCGACAUACCGACGGUGGACAUGCAUUGUCUCGAAAAAAUCAAAAUUUCGGAAUUUGCGGAAAUUGGGGGACGAUUUCCCGUAAAACCGCAA